AUGACAGCUACCAACGACGGGGAGUCUAUGCUACCUUCCAAAAUCCCUUUCUGGUGCCUGAUUUUCGACCAAAAGGUUGUCACGGAGGAAGUCAUGCAAUAUUCAUAUACCGGCUUAGGCACCGAAGACGACCCAUAUGCCAUCGUCUGGAUUCCUGAGGACCCGCGCAAUCCUAUGAACUUCCGCCCGAUCAAAAAGUGGUCGAUUUCACUCCUAGUAUCAUUUGCUACUCUCGCAGUGUCAUUGGUCUCAUCCGCGUUUUCAGGCGGAAUGCGCCAGAUCAUGGAGGACUUUGGUGCCUCCCAGGAAAUCGUUAUUCUCGGUGUAUCGCUAUUUGUGCUCGGAUUCGCGAUCGGGCCUUUGAUCUGGGCACCCCUUACGGGUGCAAUGAACAUCGAGACACUCAUUAUAUUGCGAUUCCUAGCAGGUUCUUUUGGAUCUUCACCAUUUGGCAAUGGACGCGGCACUAUUGCGGACAUGUUCCCAGCUUCUCAACGUGGUAUCGCUAUUAGUCUUUUUGCAGCUGCGCCCUUCCUAGGACCGACACUAGGCCCAGUGAUUGGAGGAUUCCUAGCUGCCGCUGCCGGCUGGAGGUGGGUGGAGGGACUUCUUGCUGUAUUUUCGGGUGUGCUCUGGCUAUGUAUUCUCCUCUUGUUACCAGAGACUUAUUCUCCUGUUCUGCUGCGCCGUCGCGCAGAAAAGAUGUCUGCCAUGACUGGGAAAGUAUAUCGCAGUCAGUUUGACAUUGACCGUGGUCCCGCUCCUCUGGGCAAGACCUUGAGAACCGCGCUUUCCCGUCCGUGGAUCUUACUCUUCUGUGAGCCGAUUGUGCUACUUUUCUCCAUAUAUAUGGCAAUCAUCUACGGCACACUCUAUAUGCUCUUCGCCGCCUACCCAAUCGUCUUCCAAGACAUCCGCGGCUGGGGCGAAGGCAUCGGUGGUCUCGCCUUCCUUGGUAUCCUCGUCGGGAUGAUAAUGGCCGUGAUGUAUAAAUUCCCUGAAAACUUCCGCUACGCCAAAAAGUGCAGCCAGACCACCGACCGACUCGCUCCCGAACUGAGACUACCCCCAAGUAUGGUCGGUGGUAUAGCACUACCAAUCGGCUUAUUCUGGUUCGCCUGGACUAACUCGCCUAACAUCCACUGGAUGGCCUCGGUCGCAGCAGGAGCGCCCUUCGGGUUUGGUAUGGUUCUCGUCUUCCUUAGCGUCUUCAACUAUCUUAUCGACUCAUACACGAUCUUAUCUGCCUCUGUGCUAGCCGCAAAUUCUACCCUUCGCUCACUAUUUGGCAUGGCCUUCCCGCUUUUCACAACCUACAUAUACCAUAAUUUAGGCAUUCACUGGGCCUUGUCGAUUCCGGCCUUCUUGGCCCUUGCGUGUGUGCCCUUUCCAUUCAUCUUCUACAAGUAUGGCGCCCGCAUCAGACAGCGGUGUCCAUAUGCUUCUGAGGCGGAUGCCUUCAUGCGCCGCCUUGCCGAAAGGAACCAGGCGACUAGCCGGGAGGAACCUGAUUCGGAGAAGGGUGAAAAGCUAACCUCGGUGACUCGGGGAUUUGAUGACGUUGACUCGAUUGAUACCGAUGCUCUGUCUACUGAUCUGUCUUGCGGUAUGGUCACACGUCGUGCGUCCCGCGCGUCUCGGCAAUCUGGUCGGUCUUUGCAUCGUGUUGCGACUGCAGCGCAAUAUGAGGAGAACCCUUACGACUUGGAUCUGAUCAAAACUCGACAGUCGGCUAUCAGCUGCAAGGAUUGA
Messenger RNA from Penicillium digitatum Pd1, 1752 nucleotides. RefSeq names its product MFS transporter. Gene Ontology annotation, biological process: xenobiotic detoxification by transmembrane export across the plasma membrane. The record is from RefSeq and is a predicted model, not a curated record. Gene Ontology annotation, molecular function: fluconazole transmembrane transporter activity. Lineage: Eukaryota; Fungi; Ascomycota; Eurotiomycetes; Eurotiales; Aspergillaceae. Gene Ontology annotation, cellular component: plasma membrane.